Messenger RNA from Aethina tumida (small hive beetle), 2184 nucleotides. It is a transcript of the gene PIG-Z, whose product is annotated as GPI mannosyltransferase 4. Gene Ontology annotation, biological process: GPI anchor biosynthetic process. Gene Ontology annotation, molecular function: alpha-1,2-mannosyltransferase activity. Gene Ontology annotation, cellular component: endoplasmic reticulum membrane. NCBI's taxonomy places the organism in Eukaryota, Metazoa, Arthropoda, Insecta, Coleoptera, Nitidulidae. The coding region runs from base 225 to 2153 and encodes 642 amino acids. The transcript is spliced from 4 exons. The record is from RefSeq and is a predicted model, not a curated record.
UAUUAACGAAUUUUUGUUUUAACAACAAAUUUUGUGCUGGCGGAAGAGGUUAUGUACUAAACAAUCGAUAUCAAAUAUAAGAAGUAUUAUAAUAAUUAUAUCAAAAUGUAAUCUUAGAUCAUAUCAGAUCUAGGUAAACUUACAAAAUAUAUUAAGAUUCACUAGUUUUUCUACUAUUGUAAUAUAUAAGUAUUUUAAAUUUCCUAAUUAUAAGCAUUACUAAAAUGUCAUUUAAUAAAUACUCUACAAGUUACUGGUUACUUGUGCUCCUGCGAAUCAUUUUAGUAUUUAUCCCACAAUUAGGAUACAUACAUCCUGAUGAAUACUUUCAGUCUGUUGAAGUUAUAGCUGGCAAAACAUUUGAUGUACAGAAUAAUCCACCAUGGGAAUUUAACACAAAUAAGCCAAUUAGAAGUGCAACAAUAAUAUAUUUUACAAUUGGUCUCUCAUAUCAAGUACUAAAACUUUUUAAUUAUUUCUUAUCAAAUUAUUUCGAUUUGAAUAUGAUUACACCAUAUUGGUUAUUAGUUUUUCCAAGAUUAUUGAUAUGUCUCCUCUCUUUUCUUGUUGACUACUCCCUUUACAAGAUUUGCGUUAAUAAUAAUGAGAAAUAUAAAACUAAGCUUUUGGUAUUAGCAAGUUCAUAUGUCAUGAUUAUUUAUGGCACAAGGACGUUUUCCAAUACAAUAGAACUGAUUUUAUUGUCUAUCUUGAUGUACUUUGUUUGUGAUAGUUUAACAUUCUCAAAUAUUUUAAUAAAAAAGAAGGAAUAUUUACAUUAUCGCUAUGAGAAUAGUCAAAAUGUGGUAGAAAGGGCAAAAUUUCACAAAUUAAAGCUCUACUUGGAACACGAUACAUUCCACAAUGCUUUUUAUAUAAGCACUAUAACAGUACUGGGUUUCUUUAACAGGCCUACUUUUCUAGCUUUUGCAUUAUUUCCAGUAUUUUUUUGGCUGUACCGAGGAAUAGGCAGCAAAUGUGUCCUGUCAGUACAUUUCCAUCUCAGAAUUAUGGUUCUUGCCAUUUGUUCCAUUCCAACAUUCCUCAUUGUUAUUUUAAUUGACUCAUUUUUUUAUGGCUAUAUUACUUGGGGAGAGAUUGGAAUGUUGGAUAUCUCAAUAAACAGUUUUGUUUUUGCCCCCUUGAAUUUCUUGAAGUACAACAUGGAUCCAGAAAAUCUGUCAAUACAUGGAUUACAUCCAAAGUACUUGCAUAUUGUUGCCAAUAUUCCUGUAUUGUACAAUGUAUUAGGAAUAUGUGCCAUUGUGUCCCUGUUCAAAUAUGCAUACAUGAUUUAUAGAAGGAAACUUCAUCUUCUACCUUCAGUGAAAAGUAUAAAAGGAGUGAUGACCCUUUCCUGGCUGGCUCCAGUUAUUAUUUUAUCAUUCUUUCCACACCAAGAGCCAAGAUUUUUAGUACCAAUUAUUCUACCCUUGUCUUAUUUACAUGGCAACACAAUUCUAAAUGAACCACACAAUGUUAUAACAGAAAUUGACAAAAACAUGGUAAAACCAACAAUCAUCCCAAAACCUGAUAGCAACACUAUAUUUAAAAUUUGGGUGUUUGCUAAUUUGAUUUUGGGUUUAUUUUAUGGGUUUAUCCAUCAAGGAGGUAUUUUCCCAGCUACGUCUUUUAUAUAUAAAGAUUUGAAGAGAGUUAGCAUAACGACUGAAUAUCAUAUUGUAACUAGUCAUAUUUAUUCAUUACCUGAAUCAUUCCUCGUUCAAAAACCUACCGGUAAAAUCUACAAAGUGGGGAAAAAAUCCUUCACUUACAAUCGCCGAGUUUAUCUUGAAUCACACGGUUCAGAAGACUUGGAACAGCUUUAUCAAAAAAUUAAAAAUAUUAGAGCAAAUUUAGAUCAUCUUAGUACUAUAAAACCAAAGAAAAAGUUUAAAUUAUUUUUGUUAAUUUCUAGUAGUUUAACUGAUGAAAUUACACAAAUUUUUAGACGAAGUAACGAACUGUUUCUCUAUGAAAUAAAAACUUUUUAUCCACACUUUAGUAGUGAAGCCGUCCCUAAUUUAUGGACGUAUUGUUUAGAUACUCUUUCAUCUUUAUAUUCUAGUGAGUGUAAACCUUUGCCUUUUGUUGAAUAUUUUAAAAAGGUAUAUUCACAAUUUGGAUUGUCAUUAUUUGAAAUACUUGUGUAAUAUGACCAAUGAAAUAAAUUUUAUUACCACA